Nematostella vectensis (starlet sea anemone) is the source of this 3127-nucleotide messenger RNA. RefSeq names its product proprotein convertase subtilisin/kexin type 7. NCBI's taxonomy places the organism in Eukaryota, Metazoa, Cnidaria, Anthozoa, Actiniaria, Edwardsiidae. The coding region runs from base 165 to 2828 and encodes 887 amino acids. The record is from RefSeq and is a predicted model, not a curated record. Gene Ontology annotation, biological process: protein processing. Gene Ontology annotation, cellular component: Golgi membrane; trans-Golgi network. Gene Ontology annotation, molecular function: serine-type endopeptidase activity. The transcript is spliced from 21 exons.
UGCCAGGCCGGGUUACUUUUUUGUAUUGAAGCAAAAUGGCGGGUGGAGAGUCGAGGAGUUUUGUCUUUAGAACGCGAUAAUAUCUAACGCUAUUCCUAUGACUACGGAACAGGGAAGCUGACGGCUGUUUGGGGAUUUGUAGCAGGGUCUUUUUGCCAGUUGUUAUGGUCGUUUCAAGUCAAAGAUGGCGGAAUAUAUGGCGUUUUCUUGUCGUCUUUUCUUGGGCUUUGGAUUAUACCGCUUGCCAAGUGGACAGUAAAUUCUACACUUUUGUUAAUCCUAGUAAUUUUAUAUCUUUAUAUAAUGUCUCAAACUAUGAAUUAUCAUCUUCCUGGGCUAUAAAGAUCCCCGUUACAGAUGGCAUGAAUGGAAAGACAAUAGACGCGCUGGCCGAUCGGAUAGCACAUGAGGCCGGUUUAACGAACAGAGGUCAGAUCGGUGGUCUCACCGGACACUACCUGUUUCUUCACGAAUCGUUCACUAACAAGAGCGCGAUAGACCGCGAAGAAUUGAACAUAGUACAUCGAGCAAUAUCAAAUUUAUUAAGGAAUCAUCCCAAUAUAAUAUGGUCAAGACAAGAGGUUGUCCGGAAAAGACAUCGACGCAGUCUUCAGUUUAAAGAUCAAUACUUUCCUAGCCAAUGGCACUUGGAUAACCUUAGAUACGUAGGGCAUGACAUUAAUGUGACAGGAGUAUGGGAAAACAAUAUUACUGGACAAGGUGUUGUUGUGUCUGUUAUUGAUGAUGGUGUGGAGUGGACCAAUCCAGAUAUCCUUGAUAACUAUUCUCCUGAAGGGAGCUGGGACAUCAACUCCAAUGACGAGGAUCCUAUGCCAAGAGCUGAUGAUGCAGGGCUUAACCACCAUGGGACACGCUGUGCUGGGGAGAUCGCCGCUGUGCCUAAUACAUACUGUGCUGUUGGAGUAGCCUAUGGCGCCAAGGUUUCAGGGGUGCGUAUUCUUGAUGGCCCCAUGACAGACAGCUUGGAGGCAAUGGCCUUCAACACCAAGAUGCAUGUCAAUGACAUAUAUAGCUGCAGCUGGGGGCCUGAUGAUAAUGGCAAGACUGUGGAUGGCCCUCAUCAACUUGCACAGGCCGCUCUUGCUCAUGGUGUCCUUGCUGGUCGGCAUGGCUAUGGCAGCAUUUUUGUGGUUGCAUCUGGUAACGGUGGACACUUUAAAGAUAACUGCAAUUUCGAUGGCUAUGCAAACUCCAUUUACACGGUCACCAUUGGAGCUAUCGAUGAGCUGGGAGACAUGCCGUACUAUGCUGAGCAUUGUGCCGCCAUGUUGGCUGUCACGUAUAGCAGCGGACAAGGCAUGCAGCGUAACAUUGUCACCACGGAUUGGCGGCUGGGGACUGGUACCGGGUGUACAGACAAGCACACAGGCACAUCAGCAGCCGCGCCUCUCGCCGCGGGAAUGAUCGCACUUAUGCUACAAGCACGGCCUUGUCUCACUUGGCGGGAUGUCCAGCAUGUUAUCGCUAUUACUGCUGUCAAGCACGACGUCGACGAUGACGAUUACCAUAGCAACGGAGCAAACUACCAUCACAGCCACAAAUACGGCUUUGGCGUGAUGGACUCAUGGCGCAUUGUCAACACCGCAAAGGUUUGGAGGGGCGUGCCUUGGAUGACGUCAUGGUCAUCACCUGUCAUUCACGUCAAUCGAGCCAUUCCGGCUGCCACCAACAAGCUCGUGCAGAAAUAUACUGUUUCCAAGCAAAGUGUGAUGGAAGUUGUGACAUUGGAGCACGUGACCGUGACGGUCAAUAUCCAUCACCGUUACCGUGGUAACCUUAUUGUCAACUUAGUGUCGCCCCAGGGCACCACAUCCAAGCUCGCCACAGCAAGGCAUCAUGACAGGUCUUCUGAUGGCUUAAAUGACUGGACUUUUUCCACCGUGAGAAACUGGGGCGAGAGUCCUGUCGGGACCUGGCAGCUCGUUGUCAUAGAUAACGGCAAUGAUAUCGCUCGUGGAUUCGUGAAGACGUGGAGGGUGACGCUGUACGGCUCGUCUAUGACGCCGGCGGAGAUCCGCCGCAGACAAAGAAUGGUCGAAGAGGCAAGUAGUGGCAAGUUCUUACAUAAUCCGACCAUCCCAUCGUGCCCACCGCUACCAGAGGACAUGAAAACGGAAGAGGGUCUUUCCGAAAGAAUGCUAAAGAUCUUGCUGCUCUUCAGCGCGUUCUGUUUUCUGAUCGCGUUCUACUACAUAUUGGACGUCGUAUGUGACAGAAGUGAGGCCCACUCGCCCCAGCCUCCAAAAGAAAUGGUACAAGAGGCCAAGCCCUCUCCCCUUAUUCCAGCCAAACUAGACAAGGAAGACUGGAAGCGACUAAGUCAUAUUCUUGAGCGCGGAAAUCAGGACCAGAGGCGACCAAGCGACAUGAACGGUGGCAGCGUCCAACGCAAGCCGUACCCCUGCAGCCCUAGUUACACCCCCUCCAUGCGCGCCCCGCCCUGCACCCCGCAGGCAACAACCCCAUCCGACCCCCCGCCAGACACCAAGAGGUAUAUCUCGCCCACUGAGGAGAGCAGGCGGAUGCGAGAUUUUGAGAAGCGGCUGAGAUAUGCCAUGGAACAGAGUCUAUUGCUGCAGUCGAAGCAGAUGAAUGAGCUCGACGCGUUCCAGCAAGAGCUGGAGCAAGCACGAGAAGACACUCUAUUAUCACACGCGCUCCAACACAGCCGAGGCUACAGUAGCAUAAGAAAUAACGCAGGCUUGUCGCAGACUGUCGACAAGACAAGUGGUUCACGUUCACUUACCAAGCCUCUCAAAGGCAUCCUGAAGAAGGGCAAGUCGUACCUAAGCAGUUCUUCAAGAUAGCGACUGUGUGAGUGUCACAAAUGCCAACACUUCUUGAGCCCAUCAGUUCAAGGCAGUAUCCCAUUCACCCGGUUUAUUCAAUUCCCAAAAGUUACCUCUGCAGAAGUUUUCUAUAAACGAUUUUUACGUAAAAGAAUAAAUAUGUAUCGUCAAAGAUACUUUUCAAAAUAUUUUCUGAAAAGCUAUUUUGGCAAAUAACAAAUAACCUUUUUGAAGAAGUUAGGUAGCGUUUUUUAAUUAAUUUUUUUUAGGCUGUCAGCGAAUAUAAUAUCUGAAAUUAUUAAAUCAAUUUUGGCUGA